CUUACAUCGUUUACAAGUUCUUUUCGUAUUUAAUUUGAAAAUCAAGAUCACAACAGUGGAAGGACUGAUUGUCGUCGUCUGUCCAUCUCCACGCAUAGUAGUUCUUCUUAUUCAACAACAGUGACAGAUUAUGUAAACCCCAUGCCGUUCUUAUAUAUUCUUUUUGUCAAUCUGACAGGGUCCUCACGGUCAUCAUGAUGUUGCAGCCUGUUCAGCUAAAAGCAGAAGUCCACCAUUGGCAAGAACGCACUUGGCAGUGGCGGGCCUGAGCAGAAACUCUUCCGUCUACAAGUACAGUAGAUCUCCUCCACGGUCUGAACAAACGGGCUUCAUCUGCAAUAAAUUGCCUGACAGCCGCUCACGACCAUGCUGCCCCCGGUCCGGCACCGCACCCAGAUGGGGGACAUUUUGUCCUGGGCUGGCGGACGCGCGGAAAGCCCGUCAAACCCUGCCAACUACAACCCCGCGGCUGCGCCACAAAUACUAGCGCCGAUGAACCAGAACCAGCCCCAGGUGGUCGGCAUGCCGCCCCAGUUCGCGUUCAACCAGAAUAACAAUAAACCCAGCUACCCGAACAGCUUCUCCAACCCCAAUCCCAACCGCGAUCUGAAUCCACAAAACAACCGACUGCAGCAAAUUGUACCCGCCACACAAGGUGCUGGAAAUGUGCUGAACAACCGGCAGCAGCUGCAACCAGUUCCACCACCGAACCCGCCGUCCGGUGGAGGAGGGCCAGACAGAGGUCCAGAGCAGAACAGGAAUAUUAACUACCCGCAAAUCCAGCAAAACGCGGACUUUCUCGCUAAGCCCUUUUCCGAGGACAACCAGCAACUAAGCCACGACCUCGCCGUGCAGAACACGGGCCUGCAAAACCAGAUCUUCUCGCUGGAGCGGGUGUGCCGCCUGCUGACCGACCGCGUGACGUUCCUGGAAAACAAAGCGAGUAAUAUCCUGUGCAAAAGUAUCGUACUCGUAUUGCAAAGAUGCAUUACAAAUCCUUUUCUUAAGGUCAGUCCGCAUUACAAAUUUUAUUUCUCAUGCUGAGGAAAUUUGUAAUGCAUUUAUACGACGAGUGGGUGCGAUACUUUUGCAGUUCAUAAGUAACGUCAGCCAGCAACUCGACGAGCGGGCACGGACAGACGCGGAGAUCCUUAUGCAUUGCAAAUAUGUCUGGGUCUGGAAGAUGGCAACUUGUAAUGCUGUCUCAGGAUGCUAAAAAAAUUUGUAUUGCAUGACCAGCAGAAGGAGUCCAGUUUGUGCUACGCGGGGAGGGAAUUUCUCAUGCGGAAUAUGCGUCGGGAAGCCCUCUGCAAAUCUGUGAUGCUAGAGCAUGCAUUACAGGCAUCAUGGGUCAUGCACAAUAUACAUGACAAACCUGGCUGCAAUCUUCCAGACCCAGAUGACAUGUUUGCAUUUGAUAAUCCUGCGCAAGGUGCAACUACAGGUCCGAGACAUUCAGGAAGGGCAGAGUGGCUUCGUCAAAGACGUGGCUGGUAUGCUUAUUGUAGUAUACCGUCACGCAUGACAAAACAUCUUUUCUAUUUUGAAAUAACUAUAACUUCUCCAAAUCGCAACUUUUCUGUUCGCUAAAAUUUCUGUGAUGCGUUUUCUAGUUGUUGUAGGUCUACGUGUACUUGUACGCUAGUUUUCGCAAAAAUGCCUACUAGAAGUCUACGUUACAACUUACCAGUUUCGCGCACAACAACAUACAAAUAAACCCUACAACAGGGAAGCUCACCCAGCACGAAGAGCAGAACGUGCGAUCGGAGAGGGACCAGGCUGCUGUGCGCGAAUCUGUCCGGGGGUUACAGAAUGACUUUCGCGAUUUCGCCGUGCAGUCUGUCUACCGUCAGCGCCAGGAGACAGAACAGUUGAUAAAAAACCAAUUCGCAAAACACCAGUUUCAGGUAUGAUACUUUGAUGUAGAGUAGCUCUUGUAGAAGUGCAGUACUAGAAGUACUUACCGCAUGCUACUAACUUCGCAGCUGUAGUUGUCGUCGAUCAUAUUGAGCAAUGAAGGCGACCUCGAAGAUCAUGGUGCUUUUGGCACUUGCGUUGCCGUGGAUGAUGAGUUGCAUCUUUCGAGAUGAUUUCCAUGAUCGCCAGGAUGCUUACCGCGACAGUCGCGUGUUAAGUACGUUCUACGGUUCAAUUCCAAUUCUAUUCCCAGGAAAACGACGCCCGCGCGGAGCUGAAGCGGCAGCAAGAGGAGCUCGCGGAGGGUAUAAGCCGGGUCAACAACACGCUGGAGGAUUUGGACACCAAUGCGGCUGCGUUUAAGCAAGACGCCCGGGCUAUCAAAUGUAAAAAUGUCUGGGUCUGGAAACUUGUGAUGCUGGGCGCCGUCUCAUGAGGAAGCGACAAAUGCUGGCUCAGCAUGACAAGUUUCUGAGCUCCUAGGUGUUGCCUAUUCUGCAUGACAAACUGCGCUUUUGCAUCACAGAAAAACGGAGCUCUUGGGUAACGUGCAUGACAGAUCUAAGAGUCAUGCCAGACAAGCAUGACAAACAUGAAUUCUUCCAGACCCAGACAUUUUUACAAUCCAUACGGGCGCGGAUCGUGAAUCUCGAAAACGCGAUUCUCUGCAAGGAAGGCGAUGUCGGGGAGUAUCAAAUGCAAAUAUAUCUGGGUCUGGACAAAUGCAACUUGUGAUGCUAGCUUUGGAUCCUAAAAGAGUCUGUCUUGCAUGAGCAGCAAGAGGAGACCAUUUUUCGCUACGUGGAGAGGGCGUUUCUCAUGCGGAAUAGGCAUGAAGACGCCCUCAAAAAACCUGUGAUGCUGGGGCAUGAAUCACAGACAUCAAGGGUCAUGCAAAAAGGGCAUGACAAACCUCGCAUCCUUCCAGACCCAGACAUAUUUGCAAUGCAUAGGGAGAGCGGCGAGCCGAAACUCGGCGGCUUCGCCUUCCGAGAACACGUGGAGCAGUUGCGAGUACUUAUUUGUUUUCACAACUAGGGUGCUACAUGUACAUUUUCAUAUCCGUUGUACAUCGUGAUCGUGUUCGUGGCCCUCGUCCUCGUCACGUCGUUGGGUUAUUUAUCUUUGCAGUCAAUCUUCAUCUUCUUGCCAUGUUCUUGGAGUAGACCUUGGUCUUGCAAUGCAGAGCGAUAGACCUCCUCAUUGGCCUGGAUGUGUGUGGUGGCAUAUCAUUUUUCUACAUUGAAAUGCUUUAUCCCUCAACAACUUUCCUUCUAGGCUCAAGUCGCGCAAAUGGCGAAGGACUUCACAGAGAACGUGAUCGAGAACGAAAACGAAAAGAAGAUUCGCAAUGUAUCAAAUGGAAAAAUCUUCCCUCCCCAUAUCAAAACGAAAUUUCUGAUGCUGGAUUUGGAUACACAAAUCAAAUUUGUAUUGCAGUAGAGAAAUACACGCAGAUCCUGAGCCGAGGUGGGGGCCUUUUGGUGUAGGCGCCUAACAUGGCAGACGGCUACCCUGUAGGCCUUACAGCAUUACAAAUCGCCUGCAUGACGUGGCGGACAGCCUGAGCGUGCCUUCUUGCAAGACAGACCCGAUGCGUGGUCACAAAUCAGCAACGCAAGUUUUCGGAAGCAUACCUUUUCGAUAUGGGGAGGGGGGAUUUUGCCUUACGAUGCAACGCCGUGAUUCGGGAGUACGAAGAGAAAAUUGCGAAUCUGAACACGGACCUCUCGCAGCAGAAGCAGGAACUGUUAACCCUGUUCGAGUAUCAAAUGUAAAAGUGUCCGGGUCUGGAAGAUUUUGAGAUUUGUCAUGCUUGUCUGGAAUGACCAAAAAGUUUUUGACGCGUGUCCAAGAAGAGACCCUUUGUUCUUUUGCCUGUCAUGCAAAAACGCAGUUUGUCAUGCGAAAAACGCAACACAACGAAGCGCAGAUAUUUCUCAUGCUUGUCUGUGCAUGACAUCAGAGCAUUCACUAUUCCUAACGCAGCAUUACAAGUUUCCAGACCCAGACAUUUUUGCAGUUGAUAUCGAGCAGCGCCAGGAGGUGAUGCAGUCGAAGAUAGAGAUAUCCUGUGUAAAAACGUCCCCACGACCCCAUAGUCAAGUUGGGAAAUCUGCAAGACAAAUCGACACGCUUUGGCUAUUACGCAUGACAGGAUUUUUGGCCUCGUAGCCUAGGCCUGUGUGGCUAGUGCAGUAGCGUCACAGAUCUAGCUUAUUAUGCUGAUUCAAGCAUCACAAAUUCCGAAUACACACAGCUAGAAAAUGCUUCGCAUGGUGCUCCGCAUGAGAAACAUUUUCAGCAUGCCGAUUUGCAUGACAACUUCUAUGGGGUGGAGACUCGUUUUUACAUAGGAUAAGAGAUGGAAAAGCACGAGAUUCUCGCCAAGCAGGCCGAGAUGCGAGAGGAGCUGCAAGGCGUGGACAGUCUGAACGCGGUUUCGAUUUCGGACAUUGAGUUGAAAACCAUGAACAACUUGGACCUGUUCAAAAAACGGGAGGAGGCCGAGCGAGACGCCUUGCGCCAGGUCGUGGACUCGAAACUGAAUCAGGUGAAUUUCUUGUGAUGCGGAUUGACGGAUUUACAAAAGGAAAUUGCACACCAGCGACUACUACUUUAACCUAGCUUCAAGUUCAAACCGCAUUUCUUAAAUCCACCUUGGUAUACUUGCACAAGAAGAGAAGUCAUGGGCUUAUGCGAAGAAAGUUGAAAUAUCCACCACAGGUUGUCGGGCAAAUCGCGCGAACAGAGACGCUGCGACAAGACGGGCUGACGGUCUUGUACGAGAAAAUAGACGAUUUUCAGAACAAGCAGCUCGAGACUGUGAAGGAAAUCCGGGGGGAAGUGCACGAGAACAUACGCGACGUCCAGGUAAGAUUUUUUGUGGUGAUCUGUAAUGCCGAACGUGCAUGAGGACACUGUAUCUGUAAUGCCGAACGUGCAUCAGGACACUCUUUUUUCCGCGUUGUACUCGCCGUGCGCAUGGCAAAAUUAAUAAUAAAUCGAUUGCUCACCCCCUUUUUACCUUCCCGCAAAAUCAGACUCUGUUCAAGGACGAGAUGCGACACCGCAUGGAGACGGAGCGAAAAAUGACGGAGUCCGUGCGGGAAGUAGUGAAGAACCUGUCCCAGUCGCAGGCCACGGCUUUCGAGCAGCUGUCCGACCGGAUCCGGUAUCAAAUGCAAAAAUGUCUGGGGCUGGAAGGUUCUGAGACUUGUCAUGCAGAUUUUGCAUGACCCAGGAUGUCUGUAAUGCGCGCCCUCGCAUCACAGGUUUUUAGAGGGCUUCCUGAUGCCUACUCCGCAUGACAAACGCCCUCCCCGCGUAGCACAAACUAGACUCCUCCUGCUGGUCAUGCAAUACAGAUUUUUUUGGAGUCCAGAGUUAGCAUCACAAGCUCCAACCUUCCAGACCCAGACACUUUUGCGAUUGAUAUACGGCUGCUGUCCGAGACGCUGGGCGAGUCCCGCAAGGAGUCUUCCGAGCGCGCGGAGCGCAUGUCGCGGUAUGUGGACGAGGUCGUCGCGAAGUGGCGGCUGGACUACGGACGCCAGUGCGAGCUCCACGAUACGCAGAUGCUCCAGCUGGAGGCGAAGCUGAAGGACCUGUUCGAAACGGUGGAACGGACGAGAAACAUAUCAAAUACAAAUAUGUCUGGGUCCUCUGGAAGACUGCUGGACUUGUCAUGCAGGUUUUCCAUGACCCAUCUCAUUUGCAAUGGAGGAUCUAGCAUGACAGAUUCCGCGAGAUCCCUAUCAUGCUUAUAUAUAAUCCUGCACGAGAAACUGCCUCUCCACUUGAUCAACAAAAGUGGACAGCAUUUAUUUUAUGGUAAUGAUGCAACACAGAUUUUUGUAUGAUUCAGAUUUAGCAUGACAAGUUGCAGAGUCCCAGUCCCAGACAUAUUUGCAAUGCAUAAAACACGCUGGACGACAAGAUUACCAGUUCAAAGAACCACGUGCUGGAAAAGCAGGACCAGGCGUCGAACCACUGGCAGGAGCAGCUACUCGUGCAGUCGAAGCGGUUCGAGGAGCGGCAGUACAAGCAGGAGCAGUACACGAAGCAGGAAUUCGACCACAUGAAGCAGAAAACGGACCGACAGAAUAUGACCCGCUCAAACGUUACAAUCUCAAACGUUACAGUAGAAUAUGAAAAUGUGCAGUGCAAGAGUGCAUGAUCUAGCCUACUCCCACAGGAUUGCGCAUGACAAGUUCUCGAGUCCCAAACCGCACUAGGAUCUGCCGAAAUUUGUAUUGCAUGCAGAAAGUGGAGGAGCGCUGGCGCUCUGCGAGUCUGUCAUGCGCGUCAUGCAAUACAAAAUCCAGAUUCUAUUGUAACGUUUGAGAUUGUAACACCUGACCGGGUUAUACAGAACUCCGAGUUCGACGAGGCGAUUGCUGGCGUGCAUCGGGCCAUCCUGGGGCUGUCGAAGGAUAAAAGUCUGAUCGGGGCGAACAUUGUGGUGCCACUACCCUUAUCCUGCCGUGCAAAAGGCGUGUCGGAAUUCUGGUUUGUUGUUGAAAGAGAACUACAGCGUGACAAACGUGUUAUUCGUCCACCGACCGGAUUCGGCAUGACAAAAUGUUUGUGUGUUGUUUUUGCUCCUCCGCCUAAAUAGAACUAGAAGUUGUCGUUCAAAAAUGAAAAUCGCUACUAGUAGAUAACGAUACAACUUUUGCAAUGAUCCAUAUCCUUCCUGGGACCAGAUGGACAGCGCGCGGAGCCGGCAGAGUUCAGAACUGCCUUACGGGCCAAAGAAGGGACUGCAACCCGACGCGCAACUACAACACGGAACCGGGGCGGCCACAAGCGGUGGCGGGGCGCAGCCGAGCUUCAUCAAGUCAAAUUUUCACAUUCCAGCGAUCGACAGCAGUCCGGCCAGCGAAGAUCUUCCGGACAAGGAGCGGGGAGGCAGGGGAGAGCAGCAGCAGUUUGGGCAGUUGCUGUACCCCGGUGGUAGUGGAGCAAGCGGGACGAACAACAACGCAGGCGGCGGCGUAUGCAUUGCAAAAGUAUCGUACUAGUAAGUGAAAUUGCAUUACAAAUUAGCUCAGCACGAUCAGAAAUGCAAUUUGUCAUGCUGAUCCAACUUAACAACUGGAAUUGUAAUGCAUAACUGCAAUUAGAAGUACGAGUGCGAUACUUUUGCACAGGAUACAGUGCGUCAAGUUCAAAUGGAUUUGGCGGGGGAGACACGUUGCAGCUCUCGAAUACCUAUCAAAUACAAAUAUGUCUGGCUCUGGAGAAAUGCAAAGUUUGUCAUGUAUGUUUCGCAUGCCCCAGCCCCAGGAGAAUGGCUGCUCAGCAUGAGAAGCAAUCCUCUCUCAGCGUCAUCUCCAAAAAUGAAAGGUUUUGCUGCUCACGCAUGACAGAUUUUUGUGUAGCUGAAAAAGAGCAUCACAAGUUUAUUGCACCUUUUCAGACAACAUCCAGGGAUAUUUGCACUGGAUCACACAUUUGAAAACUUGGAAAUUCCGCGCGACCAACUGUCCCCGUUUGGGACGGGCGGGAAGAACACGCCGCCGGACGAAGAAGCAGCUGGUGCCGGCGAAGGGAGCAGUAACACUGCCGACGGUGGAUUAAGUGGUGGUCCUCCAGCACCUUCAGCACCAGGUGCCGGGAAUAAUACGAAUUCUGGGACAACGAGCGUGGAAGCGGGAGCGAGUAGUGGCGGGAUGCUGACGCAGAAAUCCAGCAGCGCAAAUCCAGCGUCGCAGAACAAACAACUGCUCUUAGACCAGGACAGCGACCCGAGUUUGACCGACCUGAGCCACUACUUGCUAUCAACUGCAAAUAUGUCUGGGUCUGGAAAGACUGGAACUUGGAAUGCUGUCUUUCGAUUCUAAAAAAAUCUGCAUUGCAUGACCAGCAAGAGAAGUCGAGUGCGUGCUACGCGGAGAGGGUAUUUUUCAUGCGGAAUAGGCAUCAGGAAGCCCUCUCAAGAUCUGUGAUGCUAGGGCAUGCAUUACAGGCGUCGCGGGUCAUGCAAAGUAUGCAUGACAGACCUGGUAACCUUCCAGACCCAGACAUGUUUGCAUUUCAUACCUGCACGACUUCAACAACAAAAACGGGGACCCGCAGCCGCAGAAGAAAUCCACCAUCGCGCAGGAGGCGGGCGUAUCAAAUGUAAAAAUGUCUGAGUCUGGAAGAAUGCGCGAUUUGUCAUGCAGCUUUUCCAUGACCCAUGAGGUCUGGAAUGCAGGACUUAGCAUGACAGUUUCUGUGCAAUCUUUCUCAUGCCUAUCCUGCAUGAGAAACUGCCUCCCGACUUGGUCAAAACUGGACGGCUUUUGGCAAUCAUGCAACACAGAUUUUUGCAUGCUUCAGAUUUAGCAUGACAAGUUGCAUUCUUCCAGACCCAGACAUUUUUACAUUUGAUAGGGCGCCUUGGACCGGCCGUUGCGGCCCGAGGACGACGGGAAUACGCCAAACAACCGCGAGGAUUUUUUAGUGGAGAACGGGGACGGCAUACUGGACAAAAAGGAGGAUCCGCAGGAGGGCGCGCACGAGCGCCAGGCGCAGCUUUCCGGGGACGAGAACGUGAUAUUAUUAAACACUGCGCCUGCAGCUGCAUCCUCACAACAUCACCCAGAAAUAACCGCACCGGAUGGUGACCCUUCUGUGGAGAAAAACAACAGUUUGCAGGUCGUCUCGCUGCCGUCUUCUGGGUCGUCCGGAGAUCAUGGGAACACCGCCGCGGGGCAGCAAUCCACGUCGCAGAUCUUGGAGCAAUCCGCCGUGACGGAGCAAGAUGUUUCGCUUCUGACGGUGAAGAGCGCAAACUUGCCGGGUUUCGGGCCUUCCUCCCUCGACGGGCCCAUUCUGGAGGGCCAGCACGAGAACGCGCAGCCACUGAGCGCGCGGGCAGACGAAAAUACAGAUUCGGUGGUGGUGGCCGAGCCGGUUGAUGUAGAAGUUCUUGGGCAGAAGAACCGAAUAGAAGACGUCGCGCAGGCGCCGGAAGCAGCAGAUAAUCCUGGUCCAGUAACAAUACCACAGCCCGGCGGCGCAAGUAGCAGCUCUGUCGUGCCAGUACUAGGCGAAGAUGUUGCAGCCACCAAGACGGUCGAAGUAGAAGCAGGGGAAAGGAGCGAUCCCGCUCCAGCUGCAUCAGCGUCCUCAGCCGACGCAGUAAGCAAAGCGGAAGCUGCUGUGCCUUCUAGUACGAUAGCCAACGGUCUGGCUCAACUUCCACAUGAACAAGAAGCGGCGACGACGCCGAAGGAAAUUAUAGCGCGGGAACAACUACCCGGUGAAGUAGUAGAUCCUGCCGCCAAGACACCCCCGGGCGAAACCGCCUCUCCCGAUCUGCAGAACAACAGCCUGCAGGCGACGGACAAGAUGCUGCAGCCGUUGAUGUCACCCACGAACAACGCGGACCUCCAGCCGCACGGCGAGCCCCGCGGCUCCCCCGGCAGUGUGGAGGAAGACCACUUGCAGGAGAGUAACCCACUCGGCGCGCUGAUCAAACCCGGCGCGAUCUCGGCCUUGAUGCUGGGCAGCGAGAGCGAGGACGCCGUGACAUUGAGGGACAACGAUUUUUCUCCCUCCUCCCGCGGCAACGGCGGUGACACGGCCAGGGACGACCCCUUUCCCAACGAAGUAGUGACCACGGGUCCAGGCGGCAAUUCCAGCAGCUCCACCGGUGGGGAGGGGCGGCCGCCCGUCGCGCCCGGCGGGACGAACAAGCAGAGUACAACUUCUUCUGGUGGUGCCGGUGCCCCCCCAGCCCCACCGAUGGAACCCGUCGCAGAAGGGACAGACGAGAAGAGCCAGGGGGAGCCUCCAGCCUCAACAUCAGCACCGCCGGAGGAAACAGCGCCGCCGCCACCGGUAGAGGACGGUGUAGUAGUUGCAACGAAAGUAGAAAGUGAAAAUCCUCCGGCGGCAACCGCGCCUGCCGGUCCGCCGGCGGACGGCGAAACAAUAGCAGCGGAGGGCAAGAAGCCGUCCAAGGAAGAACCGUCACCCGGGGAAAGCAACGCAUCACCAGCAGCAGUUGACGCAAAAGCGCCUGACGGAUCCGCGAAAAAUACGUCGUCUAGUUGUACUGCAGCCCCGACGGGUGCCGUAAAAGGGAAAGCGGCGGAGGCUGCUCCGGCGGAGGAGCCGAGUGGUGCGAAAACGGAACAGGAACCCAGCAGCAGUACGAGUGCCAAAGUAGACCCAGCACCUGCUAGCGGCUCCAAGGACCACCAGGGCGCAGCUGCUAGUGCAGGAAAAAAAGACGCUACAGCUGGUGCGAGCAAGAAAGACACAACAGAUGCGGGUGAGAAAACUUCUCCCUCUCCUGCGCCCCCGGGUUCGAGUCCGCCGGAUUCCCCGACCUCGUCUUCCUCGGACAACUCUCCCGCGAGCUCGUCUCCGUCGGGAUCGGGGUCCGGAUCCUCCGACAGCUCUGAAUCAGAUUCGUCGCCAGCGUCGAAAAAAACCGGAAGCGAGGAGCCGGCAUCCCCGGCGGGGAAGAAGUAAGGGCGGUGGUGGAGGUGCUCUGUAGGUGGUGAAACCCUGGGUCAAUUAGUAGAACCAGGUUAAAACUAAAGAUUGUUGAUUCGAUAAUAUGCUUAGGCACAAAUAAACACCGUAAAAUAGUACUACAAUCCUAAUUCAUUGCAGUUCUUCCUCGAUUGAGGUCGACAAACACACAACGAAAAAGGUUAAACUUGAUGAUGCGUUAUUUCUGGUAUUUAUUUUCACUUCCUGGAUUUGGAUUCUGCAUUUGCUUUACACUCAACGAAACGUAAAAAUGGUGAGUCCUGUGAUAUCAGAUAGUCCCAAUAAGAUGAAAAACGGACGCGCAGUCUCAGUCACGUUUUGGGAACAAAUUUCACGAAGUCCGAGGUACACAAGACUUGUUAUCGCGCUAAGUUAAAGUUUGCACUGGAACAUCUGAAGGUAUACGCACUGUUUUUUAUGACUUACAUCAGAUCGAGAUCGACGGGGACGUGCUGUUACAGAGGCUUGGUCUGAAGCGAAAUAAACAAGGGACAGCGGAUUCGGAUUUCUCAGUGCAGAUUGCAAGAACUCCUUCGUACAACUAUGAAGCCUUGCUGCAUACUUACAGGAGAUAAGUUCAGG
Molecule: messenger RNA, 10998 nt
Organism: Amoebophrya sp. A120
Lineage: Eukaryota; Dinophyceae; Syndiniales; Amoebophryaceae
Source: the annotation of a GenBank genome assembly